AUGCAGAAGAUCCUCCGCCGAGUGGCUACCGCCGAGCGGGUGGUCGCCAAGCGGACCAAGACCAAAGACCUGAAGUGGUUCAAGAAGCAGAAGAAGGAGACGUUUCGGGAUCAGCAGCAACAGCUAGGGAUGGUCCGAGAAAAUCUCAAUGACGCGAAGCAAGCCAUAAAGGACGACUGGGAGUUAGGCCCCCUUGCCCCAAGACGAGACGUUGGCGAGUGGGCUGGUGCGAAGGGCGCCAUUCACGAAUCUCGCUACGCUGCAUAUGGCAAAGUUACUCUCGCCAUGCGAAAUCGUCGGUGUCAAUGGGCUGGCGGCGCUUACCACCUUAACAUCACCGUGGGGGAUAGAAUCGUACUAAUCGACGGCCCGGAUAAGGGGCGCAUCGGCAAGAUAAAGUCUAUAGACUACGACAAGGCCGAGGUUGUCAUCGACGAGUUAAACAAGUCCAAUAUCCGAGUACAAGCAGAAAUCCGAGACGACAACGAAUCCCCCGUUGUCAACAUGGAACUCCCCAUACCCAUCUCGGGCAUCCGACUCGUCCAUCCCAUCAAAGACCCCGCGACAGGCGUCACCCGCGACGUCAUCAUCAACCAGUUAGUACACGGGGGCUUCCUACACGACCGCGUAUCCGGCAAGCGGCGGUGGUCCCGCAUCGUUCCGGGGCUGAACAUCUCGAUUCCGUGGCCCAAGAAAGAGGAGAAGGAAAUCAAAGACUACAGCUGCGACACGCUGCGCAUCGACGUCGAGGACAAGACCUUCGUACCCACGCUCCUGCGCCCGCCCAUGCCCGAGGCCGUCCUCGACGAGCUGCGCAACAAGUACAGUCGCUUCCGCACGCGCCACGACCCCGAGUACAUCGCGCGCCUGGAAGCCGAGGCCCAGGCCGUCGCCGACCGCAGCAAGCUCAUGGACUCGAUGCGCACUCCGCUACAGGAGUUCCACCGCGCCCAGCGCGAGGGCAAGAAGAAGAAGGGCAAGCCCCGUCUCACUCAGGAGAUGCUCGAGAAGAUCGGCGAGGUCAUGGCCAAGAACUUAGAGAGGACGCGGAAUGGUCAGGCUCUGCUAGAAGCUGCCAGUAAUAGCGGUGCGGCGUCGGCUGAGACGGCCGUAUCACCGCAUCCUACAGAAACGACGACGGCGGCGGAAGAGACACAACCUCCGCCGUCCUCAACGUAA
Messenger RNA from Daldinia childiae, 1179 nucleotides. RefSeq names its product putative kow motif containing protein. The record is from RefSeq and is a predicted model, not a curated record. Gene Ontology annotation, biological process: translation. The coding region runs from base 1 to 1179 and encodes 392 amino acids. Lineage: Eukaryota; Fungi; Ascomycota; Sordariomycetes; Xylariales; Hypoxylaceae. Gene Ontology annotation, cellular component: ribosome; mitochondrion. The transcript is spliced from 2 exons. Gene Ontology annotation, molecular function: structural constituent of ribosome; RNA binding.